Rotaria socialis is the source of this 417-nucleotide messenger RNA. Lineage: Eukaryota; Metazoa; Rotifera; Eurotatoria; Philodinida; Philodinidae. The record is from the annotation of a GenBank genome assembly.
AUGCUCUCGAAUAUUUAUCGUCAACAUACAGAGCAUACUUCAGUUUUGAAACAAAAGCAAGAAAAGAAAAAAAAAGAAUUACUAUCAUCAGCCGAACAAUUAACUCGUCUUGUACUAGAUGGACUUAACGAUGAUGUUUCUGAAUGUUAUAAAAAUCAAAAAAGGAUUGAUCACGCAUGUAAACAAUUGACAACACAAACAAAUUUACUUUUAAAACAAUCCCAAGCAUGGAUUACACUGAUUGGACAAUUUACUGAUGCAUUGAAAGUAUUAGGUGAUGUUGAAAAUUAUUCAAAAAUUAUUGAACGUGAUUGUCUUACUAUUACCAAUACAUUAGCUAACGUUCAUCAAGAUAUGACUAAAAGUCGACAAAUAGUUGAUGAUGAACCUCAAGAUGCUUCAAAUUCCUCUAAAUGA